This is a messenger RNA of Myripristis murdjan (pinecone soldierfish), 860 nucleotides long. It is a transcript of the gene lage3, whose product is annotated as L antigen family member 3. The record is from RefSeq and is a predicted model, not a curated record. The coding region runs from base 106 to 402 and encodes 98 amino acids. Gene Ontology annotation, cellular component: EKC/KEOPS complex. Lineage: Eukaryota; Metazoa; Chordata; Actinopteri; Holocentriformes; Holocentridae. The transcript is spliced from 3 exons.
AUUGAAAAGAGGAAGAAGAAAGAGCAUGAAGUUACCAGCGGGGACGCGGAGCUGGCGGCUCGGUGUGGACUGAAAACAGCUUCAUUUACUGAGGUGUAAAGCGUCAUGGCGGCGCCCAGCAGCGGCGACACCAACCACGAGUCCGGCAAACAUGAAUUUGCUCUGGACAUCCCCUUCCCCUCGUCUCGUGAGGCCGUCAUUGCCCUUCAGUCUCUGUCGCCCGACCGAGAGCCACGGAAAGGCGGCAUCAGCAAGCAGCUUUCAGUGUCUGGCAGCAAGUUGUCUGUGAGAUGGAGUGCAGAUGAAGCUCGAAUCCUCCGUGUGUCGGUGGCGUCGUUUCUGGAUCAUUUGUCACUGGUGGUGGAGACCAUGGUGAUGUUUGGGCCGCCUGUCUCGCAAUGAUGUAUCACCACAGAUCCAUAUUCGCAUUUAUCUGCAUUUCUCUCAAUUCUGUUUUAGUUCUCUUGUGUUUCAAAACUGUCUUACAAAGGGUUCAGUUGUAACUGUAAGGGGGAAACACACAGACAAUAUUGUGAUUGUCUGUUUAUUUGGUGUAAAGGCUUGAGUGUGAGCCUUGCACAUGGAUGUUUGAGGGACUGAUAUUUGAAAAUUGUGGAAAUCUCACGGGUUGUUUAAGUGUAACUAGAGGUCAUCUGGCUGUGGUUGGUAAUUAAGAGGUUAAGGCUUUCUUUGUCUCAGUGAAAGGCAGCUGGUCCCUAACAGAUGACAAAGAAUAAGUUUAUUUUCUUUUGCACUGGUGCUCUUAAGGUUGGUGAACCGAACUGUAACAGACAAAUAGCUUUUCUAAAUGUGUCUGUUUAGUAUUUUUUUAAGUAAUGAAUAAAGUUUUUCUAUUAUUA